This is a messenger RNA of Amphimedon queenslandica, 615 nucleotides long. RefSeq names its product clustered mitochondria protein homolog. The coding region runs from base 22 to 615 and encodes 197 amino acids. Gene Ontology annotation, biological process: intracellular distribution of mitochondria; organelle organization. Gene Ontology annotation, molecular function: mRNA binding. The transcript is spliced from 6 exons. NCBI's taxonomy places the organism in Eukaryota, Metazoa, Porifera, Demospongiae, Haplosclerida, Niphatidae. Gene Ontology annotation, cellular component: cytoplasm. The record is from RefSeq and is a predicted model, not a curated record.
GUAGAGGAUCUGUGCUACUAGAUGAUACUAAGAACUGCUAAGAAGAGAUUCAGGAAGCUUUUAUUAACGACUCCAUUGAACCGUGUGUCAGCCAAUGUGGCUUAUUUCCUCAACUGUUUACUAACUGAUACUGAAGAGAUUGUUUCUGAUGAAGUUGCUGCUACAAAAAAGAAGUCCAAGAAGAAGAAGGGAGGAGGAAGUGGUGGUGGUGGUGCUAGUGGUCCAGUCACUAAAACUACAUCUGCUGGAAAAGACUUGUCUCAAGGAAAGUUAUGGAAACUGUCAGUGGAAAAUGUACUUCAGCAUUUCCUGUACACAUUGGAAUAUAAUUCUGUAACUCACAUGUUUACUACUUGUGGUGUUAGCAAAGUCUCUCUUCUCAGGGAAUUCCGUAACAAAACAGGAGUACAGAUUACAUUUAAGGAUUACAAAUUUUCCUUGACUGCUCCAUUCAAUGAAGGUGAUCUUGCCUGUAUUGUACCUGUUGUUAAGCACACUGAUUUUAAAGUGAGACAAAACUCCAUUUAUUACUGCUUUGUACUGUCACUUUUGCUACACAAUGUAUACCGUAGUUUAGGGAAUUUAUGUGGUAGAAACUUUUGUGUUUUUAAAUGA